GGGGCGGGGCUAGAGGCGCCGGCGCAGCCUGGGGGCCGCGGGAGGCGGAGGCGGUGGCGGUGGCGCUGGGAGCUCCUGUCACCGCUGGGGCCGGGCCGGGCGGGAGCGCAGGGAACGUAAGGCCGCGAGGUCCGGGACAUGGGGCCUGCCAGUCCCGCCGCUCGCGGUCUGGGCCGCCGCUGGGCCCCAACGCCGCUGCCGCUGCCGCUGUUGCUGCCACUAUUGCUGCUGCUUCUGCGCGCGCAGCUCACCGCCGCGAGCCUGGCUGGUGGGAGCCCCGGAGCAGCCGAGGCCCCAGGGUCGGCCCAGGUUGCAGGACUAUGCGGGCAUAUAACCCUGCACCGGGACCUGCGCACCGGCCGCUGGGAGCCAGACUCGCAGCACUCGCGACGCUGUCUCCGGGACCCGCAGCGUGUGCUGGAGUACUGCAGACAGAUGUACCCGGAGCUGCAGAUUGUGCGCGUGGAGCAGGCGGCGCAGGCCAUCCCCAUGGAGCGCUGGUGCGGGGGUGCUCGGGGCGGCAGCUGUGCCCAGCCUCACCAUCAGGUUGUGCCCUUCCGCUGCCUGAGGGGUGAAUUCGUGAGUGAGGCCCUGCUGGUGCCUGAAGGUUGCCGGUUCCUGCACCAAGAGCGCAUGGACCAGUGUGAAAGCUCCACCCGCAGGCAUCAGGAGGCACAGGAGGCCUGCAGCUCCCAGGGCCUCAUCCUGCAUGGCUCCGGCAUGCUUUUGCCCUGUGGUGUGGAUCAGUUCCGGGGUGUGGAGUAUGUGUGCUGCCCCCCUCUGGCGACCCCUGACCCGUCUAGGACAGCAGUUGGUGACCCCUCCACCCGAUCAUGGCCCCUGGAGGGCAGAGCCAAGGGGGCUGAGGAUGAGGAAGAGGAGGAGGAAGAACCCUUCCUGCAGCCAGUAGAUGAUUACUUUGUGGAGCCCCCACGGGCUCAAGAAGAAGAGGAAGAGAGAGUCCUACUCUCAAACUCUCAUACCCCUGCAGGGGUCAACAAAGUGACUCCCACCCCAAGGCCCACAGAUGGUGUGGACGUGUAUUUUGGCAUGCCCGGGGAAAUCAGUGAGCAUGAGGGAUUUCUGCGGGCCAAGAUGGAUCUGGAGGAGCGUAGGAUGCGCCAGAUUAAUGAGGUGAUGCGUGAAUGGGCCAUGGCAGACAACCAGUCCAAGAACCUACCUAAAGCCGACAGACAGGCCCUGAAUGAGCACUUCCAGUCCAUUCUGCAGACCCUGGAAGAACAAGUGUCCGGUGAGCGACAACGCUUGGUGGAGACCCACACCACCCGAGUCAUCGCUCUCAUCAAUGACCAGCGCCGGGCUGCCCUGGAAGGUUUCCUGGCAGCGCUGCAGGGGCACCCGCCUCAGGCAGAGCGGGUCCUGAUGGCCCUCCGGCGCUAUCUGCGUGCAGAGCAGAAGGAGCAAAGGCACACGCUGCGACACUACCAGCACGUGGCUGCUGUGGAUCCCGAGAAGGCCCAGCAGAUGCGUUUCCAGGUGCAGACACAUCUUCAAGUGAUUGAGGAAAGAAUGAAUCAGAGCCUGGGCCUGCUAGACCAGAACCCCCACCUGGCUCAGGAACUUCGGCCUCAGAUUCAGGAACUCCUCCACUCUGAACACCUGGGUCCCAGUGAAUUGGAAGCCUCUGUCUCAGGGGGCAGCAAUGAGGAGAAGGAUGGGCUGCAGCCUCCGGAUUCCAAAGAUGCAGACACCUCUGUGGCCCUUCCAAAAGGGUCUACAGAACAAGAUGUUGCAUCUCCUGCAAGAGAGAAGAUAGCUCCCCUGGAGCACUAUGAGCAAAAGGUGAAUGCGUCUGUUCCAAGGGGUUUUCCUUUCCACUCAUCAGAGAUUCAAAGAGAUGAGCUGGCACCAGCCGGGACGGGCGUUUCCCGUGAGGCUUUGUCUGGGCUGCUGAUCAUGGCGGCAGGUGGAGGCUCCCUGAUUGUCCUCUCCAUGCUGCUCUUGCGCAGGAAGAAGCCCUAUGGGGCUAUCAGCCAUGGAGUGGUGGAGGUAGACCCCAUGCUGACCCUGGAGGAGCAACAGCUCCGGGAACUGCAGCAUCAUGGCUAUGAGAACCCCACCUACCGCUUCCUGGAGGAACGACCCUGAACUGGCCCUGUCACCCUUUGGACUAAGCCCAGACCUUCUCUCUUCCUGGAGCCCCAGAACCCCAACUUCCAGCCUGGGGGGUCAUGAAAAGUUCGUUUCACACCCUUUGUGGGGGGGGGGGGGGCCCUGGAAAUUCUUCUUCCCUUUUUAUCCCUGAGAAAUCCCAAAGUGUCCCCAACCACCUCCCUGCUUGGGACUUCUUCUUCACUUUAAUUUAUUUUUUAAGUUAAUGUACCGUUCCUUGAGGUGACCACUGCCUUGGCCCCGAUGUCUGUUGUUCCUUGGAAUUCACCCUGCCACUCUUUCCCACUAACGUCUCAAUAAAGUUCUUUUCCCCACCAGGCCA
Orycteropus afer afer is the source of this 2455-nucleotide messenger RNA. It is a transcript of the gene APLP1, whose product is annotated as amyloid beta precursor like protein 1. The record is from RefSeq and is a predicted model, not a curated record. NCBI's taxonomy places the organism in Eukaryota, Metazoa, Chordata, Mammalia, Tubulidentata, Orycteropodidae. Gene Ontology annotation, molecular function: alpha-2B adrenergic receptor binding; alpha-2C adrenergic receptor binding; transition metal ion binding. Gene Ontology annotation, biological process: central nervous system development; axonogenesis. Gene Ontology annotation, cellular component: plasma membrane; Golgi apparatus.